AUGGCGGCCGCAAAGGCUAUGCUAGAUGAGCUUCCUAGUUCUAUAUCACAACCCCAGUCCGACCGGAAAAUCUACACACUUGGCAGUAUUGGUGGCCGCAAUGUAGUAAUCGCCAGCCUGCCUGCCGGUCUCGCUGGGACGAUAUCUGCCACAGCUGUUGUGUCACGCUUAGUAUCUACUUAUCCAACUAUUCAAUUUCGACUGAUAGUGGGUAUUGGAGGGCGUUUUCCUAGACGAAAUUCUGAUAUUUGCUUUGGUGACGUUGUAGUCAGCAGGCGAACCGCUACAUCGGGUCGUUUUAUCCAAUAUGACUACGACAAGACACUCCGCAACGGGCAGUUCCAGCACACCGGGUCCCUCAAGAAGCCUCGUCCGGUCUUGCUAAAGGCUACGGCUCAAAUAGAGAGCGACAGUAUACUAGGAAGGAACCUGCUCGUCCUGGGAUAUAAUCACAGCAACAGGGAAAAUGACGGCUCAGAAUGUGAUAAACUCCAGCUUCUAGACCGUCCCCAGCGAUCAGACGAGGAGCCCUAUAUUCAUUAUGGCUUGAUUGCCUCCGGAGAUCAGGUCGUGAAAGAUGCUAAAACCCGGGACUCCGUUGCACACGACCGAGAUAUACUGUGUUUUGAAACGAAAGCUGCUGGACUUAUAGACGAGUUGCCGACACUUUAUAUGUGA
Molecule: messenger RNA, 678 nt
Organism: Aspergillus bombycis
Lineage: Eukaryota; Fungi; Ascomycota; Eurotiomycetes; Eurotiales; Aspergillaceae
Exons: 2
Coding region: 1-678 (225 amino acids)
Biological process (GO): nucleoside metabolic process
Molecular function (GO): catalytic activity
Source: RefSeq, a predicted model, not a curated record